Molecule: messenger RNA, 726 nt
Organism: Cynara cardunculus var. scolymus (artichoke)
Lineage: Eukaryota; Viridiplantae; Streptophyta; Magnoliopsida; Asterales; Asteraceae
Exons: 1
Coding region: 1-726 (241 amino acids)
Source: RefSeq, a predicted model, not a curated record
AUGCCUAGUUAUGCUAAGUUCCUCAACGACAUCUUAAGUAAGAAGAAGAAGCUGACCGAGUAUGAAACCGUAGCUCUUACUGAAGAAUAUAGUGCACUUCUGACCAACAAGAUACCUCCUAAGCUUAAAGACCCGAGAAGUUUCACUAUUCCUUGUUUUAUAGGUGGGAAAGAGAUUAGGAAAGCUUUGUGUGACUUAGGUGCAAGUAUCAACCUCAUGCUUUUAUCUAUUUUUAACACCUUAGGCAGAGGAAAGGCUAGACCUACCAUGGUUACAUUCCAAUUGGCAAACAAAUCCAUUGCAUACCCUAAGGGAAAGAUUGAGGAUGUGUUAGUGCAAGUUGAUAAAUUCAUAUUUUCGGCAGAUUUUAUCAUACUAGACUUUGAGGCAGAUAAGGACAUUCCUAUUAUAUUAGGGAGACCAUUUCCAGCCACCAGAAGAACUCUGAUAGAUGUCCAGAAAGGAGAGUUGACCAUGAGACUUCAGGACCAAAAAGUCACAUUUAAUGUUUUUAACUCUUUAAAGUGCCUUGAUUACUUGGAGGAGUGUUUAAGAAUAGCUGAAAUAGAUGAGAUGUGCCAUGAAGAAGGAAUUCAGGAAAACCUUAAGUUGAAAGAAGAGUGUGAUGAGGAAAUAGAAGAAGAGAAUGUUGAGGAAAUAGAGGCAAUAGGAAAUAAUAUUGUCCCAGAAGAUGCUGCAACAUUUGAGCUACUGGAAAAAUGGUGA